Molecule: messenger RNA, 4499 nt
Organism: Oncorhynchus masou masou (cherry salmon)
Lineage: Eukaryota; Metazoa; Chordata; Actinopteri; Salmoniformes; Salmonidae
Exons: 8
Coding region: 6-4460 (1484 amino acids)
Source: RefSeq, a predicted model, not a curated record
UAUUUAUGAUGUCCUCUGCACAGAUCUACUCUGACAUUGACAUAUUAUUACUUAUUGGAAUGUCUGUCCUCCAGGUAGCACAGAGGGAGGAUGGUGAUCCUCAGAGGGAAGGAAAGGAAGUUGUUGAGGAAGAACCGGUGGCCACGCCCAAAGAGGAGGCCAAGAAGGGAAGGAAGGCAAAAAGGAAGAGGAGUGGCAAGAAGUCAAGGAAGCUGGGCACUGACAACGAUGCAGUCUCCAGGAAUAAACACCUGGAUAGAGGAUCUGUAAUUGAGCUCCUGGAGAAGAAAGCUGUUAAGGCUGCAUUCGGCCCAGGCAACAAGGAUGAGAUGGAAUACUCCUACCCAAUCCUCAUCUCAUUCCUGCGCAAUCUUACUGAUGAGCAGUGGCAAGUGAUCUACAAAGGACUAAAAAACCCUAUGACGAAGGAACAGCUUGCCAAAUUGUGCAAGACAAUUGUAACCUUCAUCGCACAGACCACCCUGCAGAUCCUGCUGCCAGCCCUGGCCCGCGUACUUGGGGUAAAGGACUUUGCUGACAACGACACUGACUCACCCAAGAGGGGUGGCAGUGCAAGAUCCUUUGCUGCCUUUGAUCAGGAAAGACUGGAGCUCAUCCAGGAAGUUAGAUAUCUGGCGAAGAAAAUGUAUAAGGGCGGCACAGGGGCUCAACAUCUCAGGUCCCUAACACCCUCUUCUAAGAGUUCCCAGACCUCAGUGAAAGUCCACCUGGGAAUGACAGAGGACAGAAUCAUCAAAAGUGUCCAGGAGCAACUGUCUGAUCAUAAUAUCCUGUCCUCUUGCCCACCUGAGCUGACUGUUGGUCUUAUCAAGGUGGUGGUCGAACAGCUUAACUCUGCCCUCUCUGCGACCAUCAGCAGAGCCAUUUCAGGGCAGUCCUCCCCUAUUUCUUCUGGUAACCAGGCCGCUGAACAAAUGGUCAACAUGGUCCAGAAAUGUUUUGAUGAUCACACCUCUGUAUUAGAGUCAUGCAUUCCACCUGCAACAGAAGAGGUGAUGACUGUUAUCGCAGAGAUGGUGGGUGAAUUGGAAAAAGAAGAUCCGGAAUUGGCUAAGGUUUUUCGAGAAGUGGCUGUGAAAGUUAAAAUGUUGGCAUCUGGCAGUGACCUUGUAGUAGAGCACCUGGAUGUUGAAGACUCUCCUGUUCCAGAGGAGCUGAACAUAAUAUGUACAUCUUGCAAAGCAAUGAUGCAAAAUCUUGGCACUCUGUUUAGUGUGAAGUUCAAGACCAAAGCCUCAAAGGCUGUGAGUGAAAUUCUUGUGAGAAGGUUAAUGAGCGAUAUCUCUGGUAUGGUUCAACCUUCUCAUUCGUUUAGUACCACUCCAAGCUUGAUGAAUGCAUCUAGCCACUCUGACAGGAUCCUUGAUUCUGCGGCCACUGAGCUCAUACAGACCAAAGUAGAAUCUGAGGCAUCAAAAAUAAUUGAUAACUUUGUUGAAGAUGUCAAGGACAUUGUGCAGUAUGCUGAAUUAGAUCAGCCAACAAGCACCCAGAGAGAUACCCAAGUGGGACACUGUACGACAAAGCGGAAACCCUUCCAUGCAGCUCGUAGACUCUGCGAGAGACUUCAGGCAAAGCUGGAGACAUUAUUCCUCAGAAUGGGUGGAGCUCCAGUCCAAGGGGAAGAACUUAUGGAAAAAGCUGACUCCAGUGCUGUGCUUCUGGAGCAUACUGACUCCAGUGAUCUGCCUGUUUCAAUCCUGAGCUUGCCUUCCCCAUGUAGGAGUGAAUCCCCUAUAUCAGAACGUAGUUCAUCUUCUUUAUCUGAUGGAUGUGAUUCAACUGACUCUGUAGGAGAGAAAACACCAGAGCAACCUGAAACCAGUAAGAGUGAGGCAAUACUGCAAGUGGUCAACUCAACAGGACUUGGUUCUCUCCGUAAAUGCCAAAGUGAGAACUCUCAACCAUUACUGUCUCUCUGUGAUUCCAACAUGGUGCCCUGCACCAAAGAGGUCUUGUCCCAGAUUGUGACCAUGUAUAGGUCAGAGGUGGCAGAUUUGGAAUGCACAUCAUCUGUUGCAGAGGGUUCCUCUUACAACUCCCUUGAAGUCUGUGGCUUUUUGGACAGUGUCAUGUCUUAUCUAGAAGACAUGCCUGUGUCUGGUUCUUUGUGGUUGGAAGGAUUAAGAGAUACUCCAGCCUCAGUCAUUGAGAAACUCUCCAGUGAGGAGUUCCAGAUGAACGCUACCAACGAAGUGCGAAAAAUACUGAUCAAAUCAGUCAGUAGCUUUCCCAGCAAAGUCAGUUCCAGCCAGACAGAUUCUCAGAUGUUGCCAGCAAAAUCAACAAUUUCCUUAAGGCAUACAGAUAUAACUGCUUUUGAAAUCGUUGGAUCAAUUACAAAUGACAUGAAGAGCCUUUUCCCACCCACAGAGUCUUCUACUACUCUAUGGCAGGCAGACUCUAUGCUUCAACAGAGUGAUGAGAAAACCUCAGAGUACACUGAGGCCACACCCAAAGGCUCACAGUCUGGUUUGGAAGUAUCUGAGAAGAAGAUCUGGACAACUGCAAAGACUAUUUACCACAAUGUGAAGACAAAGAUGAGGAAUUAUUUUACAUGGCAAAAUCAAGUCAAAGCAACAACGGCUCAAGCCAAAAAGACCCUCAGCCAUAUUCUGCUUUCAAUUCAGAAAGAGCUGUCAAAAUCUGACCAAACGGUGACUGCGCUUUCACAAAUAGAGAAUGUGGUUGGAAUGAUGCUGAAGGAUGUUGAAAGGGUAAGCAGUGAAUGUGGUGAGGAACUGAUCUAUCAAGCGCCACAGCGUUCUUCCUCCUCGUUGUCAUCCUCAUCUGCCAGAUCAAAGAAGUCAGAGUGGGAAUUUGCACUCCCUGGCACUCCCAUCUCUUCUGAUUUACCAGAGAGUAUUACUCAGCCCAUUGUGAGAUGCUCAGUCAUCGACAUGGGCAAAUCUACUAAGCCAAAAACAUUGGUGUGUGAUGCCAGGGAAAGCAUGUCUGCAAUAGUGGAUACCAUCAUAAAGGAGGUACAUCCAGAGGAAGAAGGGGAGGUUGCAUUCCACCCUGGUCUAACAGCUGCAAUAGCAAGACUGGAGGAGCUCAUAUCUCAGGGUAGGAUUGGUGCUCUCUCACGUGAUCUUACUCACCGAGUCAACCGCAUCAUUUCUGAGAGCAACUUGACCCCUCUGGUUCUGACAGUGGCGGCUGGAAAGAGUGCAUCCGAUACAGUCCUUACUGAGCUGAAGAGGAAUGACAAGACGGUGGGGAAGCCCACAGUUUACAAGGUGGUUCAGCUUUUUGCAGAGGAGUCUGUGAAGCGCCUCUUGCUUCCUAGCCUUGUGCCCUCUACAGCUUCACUGAGUUUGGCUCAGGGAGUUAGUGUGCCGGCUAGCGUAUCUGAAGAUAGGAUUUCAUGUUCUUUUUCUUCAUCAGCAUUUAGUGACACAGUCAGCCUGUUUACCAAAGUAAUGGUAAGCCAGGUCAUGGACUCUGUGGUUUCUGAUGCACAAAGCAGAGGGUCAUCUCCAACCGGAACUGUAACUGAUAUAGGCAGUCUACUGAGUGGUAAGUCCUACCCUUUGCCAUCUUUCUCCGCCAUCAGCAUGACAACAAGUGGGACCUCCAAUGCUGCACGAGGCUUUGAGGCCAACAUAGAUGCUGAGGAAAGGGAUACCAUCAGUUGUUUCGGUGUACCUCAGAGCAUUGUUGGUGAUCAGAAUUCAACCAGCCCGGAUGUUGCCUCGCUUUUAACCCCAUCCACUGACAACUUAGUCGGUGAUGAUGACUUCACCGGCCUCAUCAGCAUGUUAGUGGUGAGACUUCUGUCAAAAAUCCAAACCCAAACUGAUCUGUACCCAACUGACGUCACACGCACGUCACAAGACCUGAUUCCAAAAGUUAUAGCUGCCUUCUGUGCAUGGUCAGGCUGCUCUGAGACCCAAGCUUAUCCCAAGAACCUGAAGAGUCAUAAAGUAUACAGCACCGUCUACAAACAUCUGUUGAAGGAGUUUGGCUCAGAGAAAAUACUCCAACUGGCCGUGUCGACUCAGGACUCCACUUUCAAUAGGAUUCUUGUGAAGUCAUUGAGCAAGGAGCUUCUCCACAGUUGUAACGAGGCAUCAAGAGCAGCCUCAAGAACAUCUUUCGAAGCCACCAGGCCAGAAGCUCUUCUCAUGGCUGAAGAUGUGAAGGCUACCAGAGGGAAGCUGUCUUUCCUACAAAGGCUUGCCAGACUGAAAUUCAACUUAAAGCCAUUCAUGAUGGGAAACAAGAAGGAUUCCAAGAAGAAUUCCCGCCAUUCUGAAUCCAAAGACCAGACUACUGCUGAAGAUAUCAUGUUGGCACAUCCUGGACUCCCAGAGGGUCUUCCCUCCAACUCUCAACAGGAGAAGCCUCGCAAACGUCCCCUUCUAAUCAGGAUGUUUUCCACCAUCUCCAUAGGCCUAUCCAAGCCAUUCAAACAGUUUUCAAAGCAAGCUUAAUACAACAAUUUCCUUUAAUACAGUAAUAUUUGCAUUGAA